GAGUGAGCAGACGCCCUCCUAACAGCCUUCAUACACAACUGCAUCAGGAUUUUAAACAUUUGUUCAAGAUGAGCAGAAGAGCGCCAGAGGAAACUGAGGAAAUCAGCGAAGAGACCGACUAUAUUAAUGCACCAGCGUGCAGUGUGGAUAAAGUGGCAGCACCUCCAGACCAGAGGUGUCUCUUCUUCACUCAGUCUUUUCCACCGAUAGCAGUGUGUUGGCUCAUACUGUUGGUCAUCAUGGGCCUUCGUAUCUACUUUACUGCUGUCAUUUCUGAAAACAACACACAGCUGACUGCUGAAAACCAGGAGCUGAAGACACUGAUGACACAAAACUAUACUGUCUUAGAAAACAAGAUCACAAACCUGAUGGAAGAACUCCUGAACCUGACAACACAAAACAAGGAACUGAAGUCAAUGAUGCAGUAUCUGAAUCUGUCAGCAGGCAGUUUGACUCUACUGGCUGCCAUUCACAACCUGACGAGCCUGAACAACAAACUCAGCUCAGACAAUGACGACUUGAGGAGGAACUAUAACAAUCUGACACAAGCCAUUUCUGUCUUACAAAACAACUGGAACGAGCUCAAUGUGACUCGAGCUCAGUGGAGCAUUGAUGCUUACUGCCCCAUAAGAAAUAACGAGAGACAGUGUGCAGCUUGUCCGGUUGGCUGGAUACACAGACAGCCAAGCUGCUAUGCCAUUAAUGAUCGUGAAUGGAAAACCUGGGAAGAAGCUCAAGAAAACUGCAGAGGGAAGGGUUCAGAGUUGGCUGUCGUAUAUAAUCAACAGGAGAGG
Molecule: messenger RNA, 794 nt
Organism: Epinephelus lanceolatus (giant grouper)
Lineage: Eukaryota; Metazoa; Chordata; Actinopteri; Perciformes; Serranidae
Source: RefSeq, a predicted model, not a curated record